Messenger RNA from Nicotiana tabacum (common tobacco), 999 nucleotides. The record is from RefSeq and is a predicted model, not a curated record. Lineage: Eukaryota; Viridiplantae; Streptophyta; Magnoliopsida; Solanales; Solanaceae.
AGAAAAAGUCCAUGUACCUCCAAAGAAACCCUACAUUUUCAUGAGAGGCAAUGGAAAAGGUAGGACAUCAAUUGUAUGGGCAGAAAGUUCUACAGACAACUCCAAAUCUGCUACUUUUAGAGUUGAAGCUCCUAAUUUCGUUGCCUUUGGCAUUAGCUUCAAGAAUCAAGCACUUAAUGGUGUAACUUCUACCUCACAAAACAAGUCAUCAGUAGCAGCUUUGGUUGGAGCAGACAAAGUUGCCUUCUAUCAUUGUGCAUUUUUGAGCUCUCACAACACUCUCUUUGACUACAAAGGCAGACACUAUUAUGAUGAUUGUUACAUUCAAGGUUCCAUAGACUUCAUUUUUGGCCGUGGCCAAUCUUUAUUUCAUAGCUGUGAGAUAUUUGUAAUUGCAGAUAGAAGGGUAGAGAUUCAGGGUUCAGUGACAGCACAAAGUAGAUAUAGUGCCAAAGAAAACAGUGGUUUUGUGUUUGUUGAAGGAAAGGUAUAUGGAAUUGGAGGUGUGUACUUAGGAAGAGCCAAAGGGGCUUAUUCCAGGGUCAUUUUUGCACAUACUUACUUGUCUAAGACAAUUGUACCUCAAGGCUGGACUAAUUGGAGCUCUCCAGGAUCAACAAAGAAUUUAUAUCAUGCUGAAUACAAGUGCUAUGGACCAGGGUCUGGUGCAGAAGGUCGUGCCCCAUGGUCAAAGCAAUUGAAUGACAAAGAAGCCAUGCCAUUUCUCUCUGUAGAUUUCAUCCAAGGCAAAGAAUGGCUUCCAGCUUGGCUUUAAAAUUGAUUAUUUUGGAAGAUUAUAAAUUAAUUUGCCUCUUUAAAUGAUAUACAGAUCAUAGAAGAUAGACGAAUAUAUUUAUUAGUUAAUCUUACUAUUAGCCAUGAAGUGCAUCUUGUGUUAAUUAUGAUGCCUCUGGCUAAACAUUUUAGUUAUUUAAACAGUUAGUGUAAAGUUUCACACGGAAUAUAUAGUGAAUAAUUACACAUCUAUGAUUAUAGUUA